Molecule: messenger RNA, 1230 nt
Organism: Eufriesea mexicana
Lineage: Eukaryota; Metazoa; Arthropoda; Insecta; Hymenoptera; Apidae
Product: odorant receptor Or2-like
Exons: 6
Coding region: 1-1230 (409 amino acids)
Biological process (GO): detection of chemical stimulus involved in sensory perception of smell; sensory perception of smell
Cellular component (GO): plasma membrane
Molecular function (GO): odorant binding; olfactory receptor activity
Source: RefSeq, a predicted model, not a curated record
AUGCGUUCGACACAGGAUAAAGACAUCUCGAUAAUUUGGACGAGCUUCUUGAUGAAAGUCGUAGGUCUUUGGUUGGCAGCUGAUCGAAAUGAACAAUUUCGCAGAGACUUCGCGUUGAUAUACACAGUCAGCGCGCUCUUCAUUAGUGUGUGUAUGGCAUGCAGAGACAUCUAUUAUACUUGGGGAAACCUUAGGGAGUGUGUUUUUAUCGUUUGCAAUAUUUUAUACGUGGCGAUGGUUCUGUUAAAAAUCGGCAUUUUGUACUCGCAUAAAAUGGAAUUCUUUAAGUUGGUUACAUUCACACAGCAGAACUUCUGGCGUCCGCAUCAGGAUCCGCAAGAAAUGAUAAUUUUAACCGGGUGUAAGAAGGUAUGCACCGUCACCAUUAUUAUUAUCAGCUUCUGCUGUCAAGGCAGUUGUGCAGGAUAUCUGAUAUCUCCACUUAUAGGAAAUAUGGGGAAAAAUGAAUCUGAUAGAGCAUUGCCAUUCAACCUGUGGGUAGACUUUCCUGUAUCACUCUCUCCUUACUUUGAAAUACUUUUUACUAUACAGAUACUUUGCGUGUACCACGUCGGUAUAUGUUACAUUUGUUUCGACAAUUUCUUGUGCAUCGUGAAUUUCCACGUUGCUAGUCAGUUUCGUAUAUUACAAUACAGAUUGAAGAAUUUGCAUAACGUGAUUAAGGUACAGUUAAACGAUCAAGAAUCGGACACAAAAGUAUCUCGUUACGCGAACGCCUGCUACAUCAAAUUGAAGAAUUGCGUGCAACUCCAUCAAAUGCUCACCGAAUAUUGCUUAAAAUUGGAGAAUAUAUUCACUAUAAUCGUUCUUGGCCACGUAAUGUUCCUUGCCAUUGUAAUAUGCCUCCUGGGAUUUCAGCUCUUUCUGGCAGACACACCUCCUUCGAAGAAAGUCAGUCUAGUACUCAACUUGGGUGGCACCUUUUUCCAAUUUUUAAUGUUCACGUAUAGCUGUGACAAUUUGAUACGACAAAGUGUCGAUGUUGGAAAUGCAGUAUUCUCAGGUCCAUGGGCAAAUCUGCCAAUGGAUAAAGUCGGUACCGUUGUACGCAAAAAUCUGAUUAUCGUUAUCAUGAGAUCGCACAGGGUUUGCAGUUUAACAGCUGGAGGAUUUUUCCCUAUUUCUCUGGAAACUUACACUGCGGUACUCAGUACUGCAAUGUCGUAUUUCACCCUGCUGAAACGUUCUUCUGACGUAGAGGAUACAUAA